UAUACUAUUCUACCGUCUGCCAAUGAAAACUAAACAUAUUCUCAUAGUAAUAACCUUCUCUUUUGCCCGCAGACUCUCAAAAUCUACAACAGAAGUAAAACAAAAGUCGCAAUGGCUAGAUUUGACCCACGACACAGACAUAAACCAUCUCAAAAAAACUCCAAACCUAACAAGAGAAGAAAGAGAGAAUAUAGAAGUUUUGUACCACAACAAAUAUGUGCCUUUAUCAGAAUUACAAGAGCAGAAGGAAGCAGAAUUUGAAACAGAUGAAGGAAGAACUUUCAACGACAAUUCUAUUGAAAGAUUCAAAAGAGAAGCUAAGAAUCCGACUACGGUACGUCCUCUAGAAGUGUCCAGAACGUCACCAGAUGAUGUUAGUAGAAAAGGAAGGGAUGUGACCCUACCUGUCUCCGAUUUUGUCAGUGUCAGAGGUGAUCCUUUCGUGGUUAACAUUGAAGGUUUAAGAAUUGAAAACUCUGCUAAGGAUCCGAAGAUCAUUGAGGAUGGUAUUCCGAGCGUGCUGGCUGAUUCCAGAGUUACUCUAAGAUUAUUCGGCGAUGGACUCACAUCGCGAACAGUGAUAGCAUUCACGCAUGAAACACAACAGUAUGGGCAGCCUUGCAAAUUUCUUCUAAAGGGAGAAUACAUGGUAAAAGAAGGCUCCCUCCGUCCCAGAACAGCCCUAUUCGACAUAGUUGCGCCGGCGCCGAUCACAGACUCGAAGCUGUACAUCUGCGCCAAGAACCUCAGGGUCGGAGUCGAUGAUCCGUUCAAGGAUGAGGAGAAAUAUCUGCAUCAAGGCACGGAAAUAUACAAGAUGCUAGCGUCUCACAACACGCUGCUCCCGCUGUGGGUGUCUCUGACCCUCAUACUGACCUGUCUCAGCUUCUCAGCACUCUUCUCCGGCCUCAACCUCGGCUUGAUGUCUCUGGAUAGGACCGAGUUGAAGAUCAUUUCCAAUACUGGCACGGAACAAGAGCGCAAAUACGCCCGCGCCAUCAUGCCAGUGCGCGACCAUGGGAACUACCUCCUCUGCAGCAUACUCCUCGGCAACGUGGCCGUCAACUCCACCUUCACCAUACUCCUGGAUGAGCUGACUUCUGGACUCUUCGCCGUCAUAUUCUCUACCCUGGCCAUUGUGCUUCUGGGCGAGAUAACUCCACAGGCGAUAUGCUCGAGGCACGGACUCAUGAUUGGAGCUAAGAGUAUCAUGAUUACGAAGUCGGUGAUGGCUCUCACAGCGCCUCUAGCCUUUCCAGUGAGCAAACUCUUGGACUACUUCCUGGGUGAGGAGAUCGGCAGCGUCUACAAUAGGGAGAGACUUAAGGAGCUGGUCAAGGUAACCACAGACGUCAACGACCUGGACAAGGACGAGGUGAACAUCAUCUCCGGAGCCCUGGAGCUUCGUAAGAAGACAGUCUCCGAUGUGAUGACAAAGCUGGAAGACGUGUUCAUGCUGCCUAUCAGCUCAGUGCUGGACUUCGAGACCAUGUCGGAAAUUGUUAAGAGUGGCUACUCCCGCAUCCCAGUGUACGAAGGCACCCGAGGCAACAUAGUGACGGUGCUGUUCAUCAAGGACCUGGCCUUCGUGGACCCUGACGAUAAUACUCCGCUGCGGACGCUCUGCCAGUACUACCAGAACCCCUGCAACUUCGUCUUCGAAGACGUCACUCUUGAUGUCAUGUUUAAACAGUUUAAAGAAGGACACAAAGGCCACAUGGCGUUCGUGCACCGUAUCAACAACGAAGGCGAGGGCGAUCCCUUCUACGAAACCAUGGGACUGGUGACUCUAGAAGACGUCAUUGAAGAGAUGAUUCAAGCAGAAAUCGUUGAUGAGACUGACGUCUUUUUGGAUAACAGGUCCAAGCGACGCCGCAACAAGCCCACGAACAAGUUGCAGGACUUCACGGCGUUCGCUGAACGGCACGAGAACCAGAGGAUACAUAUAUCGCCACAGCUAACGUUGGCUACAUUCCAGUUUCUGAGCACUAGUGUAGACGCGUUCCGUCCAGACACUGUGUCAGAGACAGUACUCCGUCGUCUGCUCAAACAGGACGUCAUACAGCACAUCAAAAUCAAAGGGAAGACCAAGAAGGAUCCCAGCACUUACGUCUUCCAGCAGGGGAAGCCGGUGGAUUACUUCGUCCUGAUCCUGGAAGGUCGCGUGGAGGUGACGGUGGGGCGCGAGAACUUGGUGUUCGAGGCCGGACCAUUCACUUACUUCGGGGUACAGGCGCUCACGCAGAACGUUGGAGUCGCCGAGUCCCCGACCCCGUCAGCGAUGGGUUCUCUCCAGAAUAUAAACAUGGACUCCAUGCUACGUCAUACCUUCGUGCCUGACUACUCCGUCAGGGCCAUAGCAGAGCUGUUCUAUUUGACUGUUAAGCGAUCUCUCUACCUAGCCGCGAAGCGCGCCACGUUAAUGGAGAAAGGAGCUUUAUCUAAAGGAGCGACUAACGAACAAUUUGACACAGAAGUUGAUAAGUUGUUACAAUCUGUGGAUGAGGACAUCAGUAUUAGCGGAGAGCACAGAACUCCAUCUAGACAGGUAUCCCCCCACCCACAACCGGUCUCAGCGUCCCCCCACACCCGCUCCUCAUUCUCCACCCGCUCCCCCCCUGAGGGGAGGAACGGUGACGUCUUCGCCAGAGCUGACGAACAGGAGAAACUACUGAAAUAGCAGAGAGAAUUACUGACAGUACCGGUGAUUGUACACAGGUGAUGAGGUGAUUAAUUGUUUGCGGUGAUUAUGAAGAGAUUUGUACAGGAUAGAGCACUUUUUUCGUUUGGGUUUGAUUCUCGAAUGAGGUAUUUUUUUUUUAGUUUUAUUAGUGUUAUAACUAGCGACCCUCCCCGGCUUCGCACGGG
Molecule: messenger RNA, 2868 nt
Organism: Spodoptera litura
Lineage: Eukaryota; Metazoa; Arthropoda; Insecta; Lepidoptera; Noctuidae
Product: unextended protein
Biological process (GO): magnesium ion homeostasis; transport
Cellular component (GO): plasma membrane
Molecular function (GO): transmembrane transporter activity
Source: RefSeq, a predicted model, not a curated record